GCGGCGGUGGUGGAGGCGGCAGCCAGUGCUGCGGAGGAGGCGCAGCAGCCACCAUGCAGCCGCCCCCCAGGAAGGGGACCUAUGCCAAGUUCCUCACGAAGUUCCACUCGGAGCAGGUGACAAAGCUGCAAGCCAAGAACCAGCAUGAGUGUGACCUGCUGGAGGACAUCCGGAACUACACCCUCAAAAGAUCAGCAAUCGAGAAGUCAUACUCUGAGGCGCUGCUUAAGAUCUCAUCGGCAUACCUCAAUAAGAAAAUCCCCAACAUCCCAGACAUCAAGACAGAAGGCGGUGAAGAAAAAUGGAACAUGUGGAACGUGUGGCGCACGGUACUGGAGGAGAACGAGAAGUUGGCACGCGCGAGGUUGGCAGCCGUGGAGGUAUUUCACCAGCAGAUAGCGGACGACGCUAAGGUGCUACGGUCGCAGAAGGUCCAGAACGCCAAGAAGUCCAUCGACCAGCUGGUAGUCGUGCAGAAGGAGCUGCAGCAGUGCGUGCAGGAUGUGGAUAAGACCAAGAAGCUGUACUUCGACGAGGAACACAGCGCGCACGACGUCAGGGACAAGGCCAAGGACAUCGAGGAGAAGUUAAAGAAAAAGAAGGGUUCGUUCUUCCAGUCAAUUACAUCACUUCAGAAGAACAGUGCAAAGGUCUCAUCGAAACGCGAGCAGCUGGAAGAAAAGUCUACAGGGGCGCGUAACGACUACCUGCUGAGCAUAGCCGCUGCGAACGCCCACCAGAACCGCUACUUCACCAAGGACCUGCAGAACACCAUGGUGUCGAUGGAGAACCGCGUGUUUGAGAAGGUGGCCGACUACUUGUCGCUGAUUGGCCGCACGGAGCUGCUGACCUGCAGCGCCACGCAGACUUCCUUCACCCGCAUCCGGGACCAAGCGCAACAGCUGACGCGCGAGUACAACCUGCAGUGCCUGUACCUGUUCUACCCGGUGCUGAAGCAGCACAUCCAGUACGAGUUCGAGCCGUGCGAGAACGACAGCAUCGACAAGGUGACGGCCGACCACUCGUCGGCGCAGCAGCAGCUCAGCAAGGAGGCCAAGCGCUGGGCCACGCGCAUCGCGCGCGACAAGCAGAACGUCGCCGAGUACGAGAGGCGCCUCGUGGCGCUGCAGGCCCUGCGCGACCAGGGGCAGAAGGUCGAUCCAAACGAUGUAAAUGGACCAGAUCUGGAAACGAAAAUCGAAGACCUGAAACACAGCAUUAGAAGGUCUGAGACUUCCAAGGUGAAAGCAGAAGCUCGCAUAGAGUGCUUGAGAGCAGGGGGAGUGAACGUGGACGAGUGGCUGCAGGAGGCUGACAGCCUGAGCGUGCAGGACAUGCCCCGCUCCGCCAGCUCGCUCUCCAUGCGGACGGACGGCGGCUCGGGACAAGGGGAGGCGGCGGGCUCGGACUCGCUGUACGACAGCGACGUGGACGCCAGCGGCUCCGAGGUGACGGCGGUGGAGCGCGGGGGCCGCGACGAGGAGGCGGAGCGCCAGGAGGCCGCCGAGGUGGACGCCAUGGUGGAGGCGGAGCGGCAGCGGCUGGAGCAGCUGACGGCGGGCUGGGACGACCCCACCAACGUGGACUGGGGGCCGCCCGACGACAGCGAGCCGCCCCCGUCCGCGGGGGCGGACUCUGCCGGCACGGAGCACGACGCGGAGGCCAUGAGCGCACAGGACGCCGAGCCACGCAUCUUCCCGCCGGGACAGACCUUCAAAUGCAUCGCACUCUACAACUACACGGCGCAGAACGCGGACGAGCUGAGCAUCGUGGAGAACGAGCAGCUGGAGGUGGUGGGCGAGGGCGACGGCGACGGCUGGCUGCGGGCGCGCAACUACCGCGGCGAGGAGGGCUUCGUGCCGCAGAACUACCUAGACGUCGAGCAGACGGCCAGCGCCGCGGGCGCCGCCUUCGAGCUGGCGCAGCAGAUCUCUUUCAGCUCCGUGGACUACACGCUCGACGACGACACCGCCGUCGUGCCCGAGGACGAGAUGCAGCACCAGCAGCAGCUGCAGCAGCAGCAGCAGCAACAGCAACAGCAACCUGUGGAGGCGGUGUCACCGCUGACGGUGAGCGCGUCGGGCUACUGCGUGGCGCUGUACGACUACGAGGCGACGUGCGAGGACGAGCUGACGUUCAGCGAGGGCCAGGUGAUCCGCGUGCUCAGCAAGGAGCCGCACAGCGUCGACGACGGCUGGUGGGCCGGCGAGAUCGCCGGCACGGGCCAAGCCGGCCUCUUCCCCUCGCUCGUCGUCGAGGAAUGCCGCGAGGACGGCGAGCCGCUCACGCCGCCGGCGGACGACGAGGCUCCCAGCUCGGCGCCGCCGGUGUUCACGCCGCCGGACGUGCCCAGCUUCCUGCUGGCCCCGCAGACGGUCGUCACGCAGCCCACGCCAGAAAUCGAGAGCUCAGCGUUCUCCAUGCAGAUGACGGGAGCACAGCACCAGCAGUACGGGUCGCAGUUCUCUGGAGGCCCGCCCUCUAUCGUCACGGGACCCGAGACCAUUGGAGGCUGGGGAAGAAUCCGGCACCGGCCUGCCGGUGGAGGCGGCAAGCAGCGGCCCCGAAGCUGGUGGCGAAUCCUCGGCAUCGUCAUCACCGCCGCCACGCCCACCAUCGAGGAGCCCGAGCAGCCCUUCCCGCCCCCGCCUGACGCCGACGAGGAGGCACCGGAGGCGGCGGCCGCCGAGGCGGACGAGGAGGUUCAGCCGCGCGGCCCCGGCCUCGUGGGGGCGGACUCGGAGGAGGCGGAUGCGGGGCCGGACAGCGCGCCCGACGACGACGAGGAGCCGCCCACCACGGCCAGCGACGAGGACGAGUCGCUGUCGGCCCCCAGCACGGCAGACAACAGCACUCAGGCCCCCGUGAAGGAACAACAGCAGCAAGAGGAGGAGGAGGAAGAGUGCGCGCUGCCCCCGAUGCGUCAGCCGCUCGGAGGCCGCGCGUCCAUUCCUGACGAGCUCGAACCCCACCAGCUGGCGCAGCUGCAGGACCUCAAGGAAUCCAACGCGUAGGCAGACGGCAAGGUCCGCCUCUUCGCCCGGGGUCCAGCUAACGCUGCUUGUCACUACACUGUGUGUUCACCCUUUCUCCAAACACACAACACAGACGGGAGUUCGGCCGAAACCUUGCAGACAUAUUCCGGCGCAACGACCCUUACGAUGCCACCUCCACGUCUGCGCGAGUUAUCACACUUCUCCUCAUCUACUUCACCAUACAUCUCUCUAGAAAGGGCCAUUACUUCCUUCUCUCCUAUCUUAUUGUUUCACACCCCUUGCAGCGGACAUUUCCAGCUCCAGUGUCCCACUGUUGCAUACCAACCCUUCGUCCAGCUAUCACACUGUACAAAUCAGAGUACAAGGGCAACGUUUGCGUCCUGGGGUGUUGCACUCUUUCAGCUACGGAGCAGUGCUUAUGCUUCUUGGGGCAAUACGUUCCACAAAUAUGACUUCUUUCUGACCUCUAACAUAUUGGGAUUUUUAUUGAUGUAACCUCCCUCUCUGACAAUACAAUUACGAAGCUUAGUGAGUGCUAAGACACAUUCUAAAAGGGUACCGGCAUCUAAUCCAAUUUGUGAUAAUGUUUUUAAUGCCCACGGCAUUGUGAAAGAUAGGCGAAAGGCGAGCGAAUUCUGAAAAACCUACACAGGCUUCAGUUUUGAAAGUAUGUUUCCGCAAGCUCGCUGUUUUUCCGUAUAUACAACACAGAUGGACGAGGACUAGAGGGAUCCAGGUAGGAUUUUGCGACUGCAGUAAACACCUGCUUCCCACGAAACUGUGACGACAUUUAGUGCUUCGUGCGUGCAUAAUCUACAGUGAUUUCUUCCAUUUCGGAGGAAACUCGAUCGAUAGAUAACAUUUUAUUUGACACUAGUUUGUUUUCAACACUGCGAGACGUCACACGCAAUUCCUAUCCUAUAUUCUUCCACAAAAAAAAACUGUAGUUACUUCCUCACUACUCUGUUCACAGGUACCAUGUUACUAUUUAUGUACUGUCGACCAAAUAUUCUUCCCGGCCAGUACAAUGGCAGAACACUUCCCCCUUUGGGAUGUAAUGAAUAUUGAUAGCAGAUAAUUUUACUGAUUUUUUCUCUCAGUGCGGAACUAAACACCGUCCGUGAAGCAGAACACCAAGGUCACAUCAUGUACUAAUUCCCUAAACUACGACUGCCAAUCUAAGCGAAUAACCCCAGAAGUUUCAGGGACUUCACACGCAAUGUCUUAUUGCGUUACUCGUAAGAGAACUAAAUAGGCAGCGCACUGUCAUGACACGAUUUAACAUGCGGCUACAUUUGGCCGGAAAUAUAUUAUACAAAUAACCUUGCCGUCUGCCUAGCAAGUAAAAGUGCUCAAUGAUCUUUGCGGACGGAAGCCCGCCUGUUAAGACGGCGCUCCGUCUGCAGGAGGGGUUUAAAAAAAAUAUGGGAACAACAUUUGAAGAAGCACACUGAGUAAAAACCAAUAGAGGAACUGGUGUUUUUAUUUUCUAAAUCUGCUUGUUAGUGGUUUCUGUGCUAAGCUGGUUACAACAUGGACAACUUGCAACAGCGAGUCAAUCGUCAAUUGUCAAUUGCCGUAGUGAGAGCAAACCUUUCUCCUCCUCUCCUGAUCAGCCAAUUACAGCAUCCGCCACUGGUGCGGGUGCCUGUAGCGUAAGCAGAAACUUUUGUAUAGUACAUAUAUGUGUGUUAUGGAUGUUCGUUGUUUUCACAUGUGAUAGAUGAUAUUUUUCGUACUUUUCUGCCUAAAUUUCUAUCAGCGCAAAGCGCACGGCACAAGCUCGUCAUUUACUUUCUCAACAGCAAAGCUUCUGUCCAGCUAAGCUGUUCGUCUGUUGUGUAUGUGUGUAUGUGCUAGCGGCGACAUCUGAUGAGAAAGAAAGAGCUACUCCGUCUGUUGUUGUCUGCGAUCUGCCUGUCUUGAACGCAGUGCGUUGUGCAAGAGCAUUUGAGGGAGGUACCGCUACGUACGUCUCUAUUAGCGGUUUACAAUAUUGUUAUAU
Schistocerca serialis cubense is the source of this 5001-nucleotide messenger RNA. It is a transcript of the gene nwk, whose product is annotated as protein nervous wreck. Gene Ontology annotation, biological process: regulation of actin filament polymerization; neuromuscular synaptic transmission. The coding region runs from base 54 to 3014 and encodes 986 amino acids. NCBI's taxonomy places the organism in Eukaryota, Metazoa, Arthropoda, Insecta, Orthoptera, Acrididae. Gene Ontology annotation, molecular function: protein binding. Gene Ontology annotation, cellular component: neuromuscular junction; recycling endosome. The record is from RefSeq and is a predicted model, not a curated record. The transcript is spliced from 23 exons.